Messenger RNA from Cucurbitaria berberidis CBS 394.84, 1298 nucleotides. RefSeq lists its product as uncharacterized. Lineage: Eukaryota; Fungi; Ascomycota; Dothideomycetes; Pleosporales; Cucurbitariaceae. The transcript has 2 exons. The record is from RefSeq and is a predicted model, not a curated record. The coding region runs from base 120 to 1052 and encodes 310 amino acids.
AAGCGUUGAACGUGCUCAUUCAUUCUCACAUCCUUCUCAGUCCAGUCUCUUCUCUUCUCUCUGCUGGCAGAUCCCUGACAUUCAUUCGAUUUUCAAAACAACCAUAUACCUUAUUCAACAUGAAGAUCGCCGUUCUCGCACUCUUGGCCUUGGGUGCCUCCACUUCAGCUUAUGUUGUACCAGACACCAGGUCGGUGGUGGACAAUGCCGUAGAAGCACGUAUGCCGGCAAGUGGUCCGGUCAAAGCGUCCAAUCUCGUUGCCGCUCUUGCAUCGCGUGAUAUCGAAGCCCGCCACCACAAGGGCAAGGGCAAAGGCAAAGGAAAGGGCAAAAAGGGAAAGGGAAAGAAGGCCGCUCGCCGCGACGCUGAAGCCCAAGAGCUUACCCAAGCUGAAGACGAUGCUCAUUGGGCUGAUCUUCACACCCGCGAUGCUGAAGCUCAAGAGCUCACUCAAGCCGAAGAUGAUGCUCAUUGGGCAGAUCUCCACACCCGCGAGCCCCAUCACAAGGGCAAGGGUAAGGGCAAAGGCAAGGGCAAAGGCAAGGGAAAAGCCAAGAAGAACGCUCGCCGCGCAGUCGAAGACGACGACGAGGAGGUUGAUGACGUAGACGACGAAGAGCUCACCAAGCGUGAAGAGGAUGCCGAUGCCGACGAGGCUGACGAUGUCGACGACGACGAGCUUACCAAGCGUGAACCUCACCACAAGGGCAAGGGAAAAGGCAAGGGAAAGGGCAAGGGCAAAGGAAAGGGAAAGAAGGCCGCUCGCCGCCAAGUCGACGAAGACGAGGCUGAUGACGACUUCGAAGACGACCUGACCAAGCGUGAAGAAGAGGCUGAUGACGAUGACGAGGUCGACGCUACUGAAGCCGACGACCAGGACGACGACCUCACCAAGCGCGAUGAUGAGGCUGACGACAGCGAGGCCGAUGAUCUCGAUGAUGACGAGCUGACCAAGCGUGAGCCGCACCACAAGGGCAAGGGAAAAGGAAAGAAGGGCAAAGGCAAGGGUAAGGGCAAGGGCAAGAAGGCCGCCCGCCGCGCUGAGUUCUAGACGCUGAGCCUGAUGCCGAGCCUCAUCACAGUGGAAAAGGCAAAGGCAAAGAGGGGAACAGCCAGACUCUUUCUUUAAUCACCAAGGACUGUACUACCAAGUCUGAGGAAGCCAGGAAGACGACGCGUUGUUGAACUAGAGAGAUUUCCCUAUUUCAUCCUGUAUUAUGUUCCGAGCUUGCGCAUUCGUUGCUGUUAAGGUCAUCAUAUAUGUAAACAUCAAUCUAUCAGUACGACCAUAUCUGUG